Messenger RNA from Phytophthora nicotianae INRA-310, 518 nucleotides. RefSeq lists its product as hypothetical. Bases 55 to 447 code for a protein of 130 amino acids. Lineage: Eukaryota; Oomycota; Peronosporomycetes; Peronosporales; Peronosporaceae. The transcript has a single exon. The record is from RefSeq and is a predicted model, not a curated record.
CGAUUCUUUUGGUAUGCCCAUUUCGGGAUUUCUUCUCCAGUCGAGCCCAACACAAUGCAAGCUGCGAUUCAGCUGCUUCAACUGCUUUUGUUGGCGCUACCUGCAGUUGUCAAAGCCGAGGGCUGCGUCACGAAAGCCUGUACUCUCGACUGCCAGCCAGGUGAGACUUGCGCGCUGCAAAUGGUGGAUUGCAUCCGCGCUCCGUGUCCGCCAAUUCAAGCGUGCGUCGGUAAGACCAGCAAUCCCAACAAGGGUGCCGAGGGUUCGCUAAAAUGUACUAUGGAAUGCGGAGACUUCCAGGAAUGCCGUAUCUACGAGCCGGAUGGCAGUGACUACUGCGCCGACGUGUGCGCUGAGGGUCGUUGUCCCAAAGGAUCUAUCUGCGAGCUCCAAGAAGUGCAGUGUAUCAGGGCACCAUGCCCACCUAUGGCGACGUGCAACAAGUAAGCUUACUCAAAGUGACCAAGUGCUCCUUAAGAAGAAAAGCGCGGUAAACAAUACACGUUUGCAUGUCGAAG